This is a messenger RNA of Psammomys obesus (fat sand rat), 7537 nucleotides long. RefSeq names its product CUGBP Elav-like family member 1 (gene Celf1). NCBI's taxonomy places the organism in Eukaryota, Metazoa, Chordata, Mammalia, Rodentia, Muridae. The transcript is spliced from 14 exons. The record is from RefSeq and is a predicted model, not a curated record. The coding region runs from base 76 to 1620 and encodes 514 amino acids. Gene Ontology annotation, biological process: mRNA splice site recognition; regulation of alternative mRNA splicing, via spliceosome. Gene Ontology annotation, molecular function: mRNA 3'-UTR binding. Gene Ontology annotation, cellular component: cytoplasm; ribonucleoprotein complex; nucleus.
AAAGCUGUGUGUAUUUGUGGAUCAGACAAGUGCAGCAAGUUAUUAUCAUUGGCUUCUGAAGGGGAGAGUGAGGUGAUGGCUGCGUUUAAGUUGGAUUUCCUUCCAGAGAUGAUGGUGGAUCAUUGCUCUUUGAAUUCCAGUCCUGUCUCAAAGAAAAUGAACGGCACCCUGGACCACCCAGACCAACCAGAUCUCGAUGCCAUCAAGAUGUUUGUGGGCCAGGUUCCCAGGACCUGGUCUGAGAAAGACUUGAGGGAGCUUUUUGAACAGUACGGUGCUGUCUAUGAAAUCAACAUCCUAAGGGAUAGGAGCCAAAACCCUCCUCAGAGCAAAGGGUGCUGUUUUGUUACAUUUUACACCCGUAAAGCUGCAUUAGAAGCUCAGAAUGCUCUUCACAACAUGAAGGUCCUCCCUGGGAUGCAUCACCCUAUACAGAUGAAACCUGCUGACAGUGAAAAGAACAACGCUGUGGAAGACAGGAAGCUGUUUAUUGGUAUGAUUUCCAAGAAGUGUACUGAAAAUGACAUCCGAGUCAUGUUCUCUUCAUUUGGACAGAUUGAAGAGUGCCGGAUAUUGCGGGGACCUGAUGGCUUGAGCCGAGGUUGUGCAUUUGUGACUUUUACAACAAGAACCAUGGCACAGACGGCCAUCAAAGCAAUGCACCAAGCACAAACCAUGGAGGGUUGCUCAUCCCCCAUGGUGGUAAAGUUUGCUGACACCCAAAAGGACAAAGAACAGAAGAGAAUGGCCCAGCAGCUCCAGCAACAGAUGCAGCAGAUCAGCGCAGCCUCCGUGUGGGGAAACCUGGCUGGUCUGAACACUCUUGGCCCCCAGUACUUAGCACUUUAUUUGCAGCUCCUUCAGCAGACUGCCUCCUCUGGGAACCUCAACACCCUGAGCAGCCUCCACCCAAUGGGAGGGUUAAAUGCAAUGCAGCUACAGAAUUUGGCUGCACUGGCUGCUGCAGCUAGUGCAGCUCAGAACACACCAAGUGGCACCAAUGCUCUCACUACAUCCAGCAGUCCUCUCAGCGUACUCACCAGUUCAGCAGGGUCUUCACCGAGCUCCAGCAGCAGUAAUUCUGUCAACCCCAUAGCCUCACUUGGAGCCCUGCAGACAUUAGCCGGAGCAACAGCUGGCCUCAACGUUGGCUCUUUGGCAGGAAUGGCUGCUUUGAAUGGUGGUCUGGGCAGCAGUGGCCUUUCCAAUGGUACUGGGAGCACCAUGGAAGCCCUUACCCAGGCGUAUUCUGGAAUUCAGCAAUAUGCUGCUGCUGCUCUCCCCACUCUGUACAACCAGAAUUUAUUGACACAGCAGAGUAUUGGUGCUGCUGGAAGCCAGAAGGAAGGUCCAGAAGGAGCCAACCUGUUCAUCUAUCACCUGCCCCAGGAGUUUGGAGACCAGGACCUGCUGCAGAUGUUUAUGCCCUUUGGGAAUGUCGUGUCUGCCAAGGUUUUCAUAGACAAGCAGACAAACCUGAGCAAGUGUUUUGGUUUUGUAAGUUAUGACAAUCCUGUCUCAGCUCAAGCUGCCAUCCAGUCCAUGAACGGCUUUCAGAUUGGAAUGAAGAGGCUUAAAGUGCAGCUCAAACGUUCGAAGAAUGAUAGCAAGCCGUACUGAUUGUGCUCCCCUCUGAGACUGGAGUGAGAAGAUCUUCUGGCACAGCUUGCCCUGAAGACUCAGCUACUGCCUUCUGUGGGAGUGUCGCUUCGUACAGAGGACAAGUUUGUGCUUUGGUUUCCAGUGUUUUACUUUGGAGUUUAGGUGCCAUAUCCUGAGGGUGUUUUGAUUUGUUUUGUUUUGUUUUGUUUCUUUUUCCCUUUAUUUAAAGUUUGCUGUGUUUGUAACCAGUAUGUUGAGAAGGACCAACACCAGUCCACCCUGAGGAAAGGGGAAAUGGGUUUAAAAGAUGACCAGAAUGUACCCCAAACCACUGAAAGAGAGAGGACUGAGCAGAACAGAAAGCUGAUCCCCAAAAUCUCUCUCCCUGAGUGCAAGAAUGAGAACUGAGAUCUAGUGAGCCACAGGGGCAGAGUGGGUGAGGGGCCUUGGCAUCUGGGCCCCUUCAUAACUAGCUGCUUUGUGCACAUAUGCUGAGCUUAAGCCACCUAUUUUUCUGAUUUUUGUCCUGGAUUUCUGCCCUUCUUUCCUAAAAGGGGGUCAGCAAGUCUCAGAAAAUAAAGCACUUCUGAAUUUAGCCUCAAAUACGCAGAUAACAGGGAGAUACCUAUUACUAGCCAUCCCGGUUCAUCAUUGUUAUUCUGUUGCCCUGCCUGGCUGGUGGCUGUUUGGGGAAAACAGCCAAAGAGGUCAUGUUUACUUUACUUCAAUGUGAAGUUAGACCCUACCCAUUUCCAAAAAUUUCUUUUGAAGAAAUCUAUGGAAGUUCACCACAGCAAGGAAUCGUUUUCUCAUGAGGGCAGACCUAAGACGCUUUGCAGCAACAAGGGUGCUGUGCAUGGGCAGAGCCAUCAAAAGCCUUCUGACUGAGGAAGGAGGGACCUGCUGCUUGGUGUGCCAGGAUGCUGUAUUUGAGUAGAACUGCAUCCUGGCCUCCUUGAUGAAGGUUUCCUAGAGGCUGUGUUCCCAUAAAGAUCUGGCAGGCCUUUCCUCUAGCCACUUCUAGCCCAUCUUCUGCCCUUGAAGACAGAAGAGUACAGGAAGUUUACAGACUCCAUAUGAGUUUAGUGUUCAUUUACCUCAGUAUUAACCCAUGUUCAUUUUGUCAUCACGCUUACAGUUCCCUGCUGCCUUUCACAGGGCUUAACUCCAGCCUUUGCCAGUGUCCCACAUAGCCUCUGGGCUCUGCGUCUGCUCUAAGAAAUGCUGUUGGGAAUAUGCCUCUGAGCAGAGGUAGCCCCAUAAGCAUAUGACUAACAGCCACAGCCAUGGCCUGGGCUCCUGGGUCCUUGGAUGCUUAAACCUCACAAGUUAAGUCUUUACUCCCAGCAGGGGAGAUUAGAAGGGGCUAGCUUGCUUUAAGUCAGAUAGGGACACUCCUUGUCACGCUGUCCCUGUGGAUAACAAACCUGGAUUGACCAUCUUGCUGUUGUACAGGAGUUGUUAGUGGUGGAUUAAUCCAUUGCAGCUGAGACAGUUGUUCUCUUCUCGUAGUGAUAACUUGGGUCUGUUGUCCUCUUAAGAAACACGAAACAUAUACUUCUUAAGCUGAACCACGCAAACUUGAAUUCUGCGCACUGGGAGAAAAGUGUUCUGUGUUUCAAGAUAAAACUGUUCUAAUGGCUUCCAGGGUAAUGAUGGGAUUUUUUUAAAAUAAAUGCGAAAAAAUAAAAAAUAAAAAAAACUUAAAAAGGAAAAAAAAAAUGCUAGGUUGGGCAGGCACUGCUCUGAAUCCCAACCAGCUGGAACUAAGAAUGUCGUUUCUAUUUUUAUAGAAGUUUUAUACAGCUCCGGGGUGGAGAAUAUUUAUUACCUAAAUUAUAUCUCUGGAAAAGGCCAGGAUUUUGUAGAAUCCAGAAUGUGAUUGUUGUACACACGGGGUGCUGUGUAUGAUUGAAACUACUGACUUUCUGUGACCGUUUGCAGCCCAGAUAACCUGUCCAAGGGGAAGGCUAACAUUAAUGCUGUGAAUCGGCAGAGGCAAGAGCUGUGCCCAUGGGGUGCUGCCAGUGCUGUGCUCCCCAACCUGCUGUUCCGUCUUCCUCCCUGGCCAGAGCACCACGGUCUUCCUCCUCCUCCCAGCUUCCCUCUCUCUCCCAUUUCACCGAUUGUCCACAGAUUGGUCCUGUGCUCCAGGACCUUAAGAAAUCUUCUUAAUGAUAUUAUAGGCAAAAAGGUGACACACAUACACAUCCACCUCUGGAACAGACCCCAAACUUCCUACCCACUUGUAAUUUCUUAAAAGUGCUUGCCCCAGCAGAGCUAUGUUCUGCUCAAGCAGCCAGCCAGCUGCAGAGGCCAUGACUUCCUUCCUCCCCCUUCGCCCAGUGCAUCAGCACAGCAGUAGCACUGUCCUUGAGCACAGUUCUCUCCCCAGGCCAAAGAUGGUUUUGUUGAAGAAGCUGCUCCCCUGUAAGUCUUGCUGUGAAAGGGCUCAGCUUAGAGUGAAGACUGAAGCGAAGUCUUAAGUAGUCUUUUUCUGUUGUGUGGAGCUUUCACUUAGUGUGUUCUCUGCUGCAGUUUUGUUCCUUGGGUUAUAUGAUGCCAUUGAUUUGCCUUCAGUGCAGCCCAACCACUAUCUCCUGGGCUCCACAUGAGUGGCCAGGGCCUAUGUGGAGGCUUAGGGCUUGGAUUUCUGGGAAGAAAGGGCCAUCCCAAGAUUGAGUAAGAAACUCUGGCCCUGUGCUCUACAUAACCUCCCUCCCACUCUAGUCAGCAUCUUUUGUUGCUUAGGCCCUGGAUGUGUUAGGUGCUUUGCAAGAAAUCCAAGCCUUAGGUUCCCUUCUGUCUCUGGCAGUUGGAUGUUCUCUUGGUGUCCUUCAUGUCCUUUUGAACUUUUCCCUGUGUCCAUUGUUAGCAUGUGCAAAAGUCCCUGUCACCCCACCCUGCCCUUCCCGCCUCCUCAUUUCAGGGCUGCACACAGUGAGUGUCCUCUUCUCUCUCUGUUUGGAUGUAUUGCUCUGUGUAACUCAGUGGAUCUCCCUCUUUCUGGUUUGUUUUUUUUUCUAGAUUCCUGCCGUUUGUUCAUCGUUGUGCCUAAAGCAUGUCGAUGUGGCGUCAAGUACAUCGUCCAAAUCCCUGUCUCUUCAGCUUCUCUGAUGCUUGAACUCUCACCUUUGACCUUGUGUUGACCUUUGAUGCUGAUGUGUAUUUUAUUAUGUUUGUUUCUUUCUUUGUUUUUUCUUUUUUCUUUCUUUUUUUUUUUUUUUCCCUUUUGUGCUGCCAAAAUUGGUUUUGCUAGAACGACUGCUGAAGGGAAAAUAUUUAAACUUGCAUUUGAAUAUAAAAAAAAUCUAUUUUUCUAGAACUUCAUAAGAUAACCACUUGAUUUUGUGAUUCCAAUUCUUUGUAACUGUCUCAGAGCAGCCCUACUAGCACAUGCCGUGUGGUGUUUGUAUUCCUGUGAACACACAGCCAGUCCGCUUCCAGGCUUUGUUCCUCUGUGUGCUUAGUUUUAAAGACAACUUUGAAAUGAACAAUGAAAUAAAAGAUGUCACUAAAAUCUUUGAGGCUCCUGAACACGUUUUGCUGAUACAGUUUUGGGGCUUGAGGAGACCGCAUGUGUUGUUAUUAAUUUUUGUUUCUCUGAGUUCUGAACUGCAGAAGACACCUGAAAUACUCCCCACCCCCAUUCCCUUUUCACUGGAGGCUGACGUUCAGGCCCCAGCUAGCCUUUUUCUUUUCCUUUUGUGGUUCUUCCUGAAGCAGCCCUGCAGGGACCUUCCCGCAGCUCAAGCAGCGCAUAUCCAUGCUUAUUCCUACAGUCUCCACAGCAAAAUGUGAUGCUUUGAACUUUUUUGGGUUUUGUGUUGUUUUUACCUUUUGUUCUGAAUUUUUUUCUUUCCACUAAGAUUAUGCCCAGAAAAAACAAGUUGUGCAUGUUUCCUGCUGUUUCUUCACACCUUCGUAUGUAUCACCUUCACCUCUCUGUUUUCUAUAGUUUGUGCAAAAACUGACUGAUUUAAAGGGGUUUCAAAGAAGAUGUUUUAAAUUGUUAUGGGGUUGAUAUAUUUUUUUCAGGAUUGUAUUGUUUUGUUUUGAAGUGGCAACUUUCUCCUCUAUUGCCCUUAGAGUGUUUGCCUGUGCACUUAGACUGUCACUCUUUGUGGCCUCCAGGUCCUAGUGGGGCAUCCAGGAGGCUGGCUGCUCUGCUCAGAGAGUGUAGGGGGUCCAGAGAGGCAGAAGCAGAACCAAAGGUGACUGUGGAUAGGCAGGAGGCUUAGCACAUCAAGGCUAGAUCAUGGAGGGAGGGAGGGAAGGCACUAUGCUUCUAACUACCCCGAGGAGGCCGUCUGCACACUGAGCGGCACUGCACCUGCCUGCGCUUUCCUAGGUGACAAGCACAAUAAAUACUACAGUCUUCACACUGUUUACAGCCCUGGGCACCACCCACCCACACUGGCUCUUCACCCAACUUAAAAACAAAUUCUUGCCCUUACCCCAACUCUGCUCGCUGAGUAAGAGCAGAGCAGAACCCAGUGAAGAGCCAGAUAGCUACUGUCCCCGGGUGCCAGGCCAGCCAGUUCUUUGGUUUCCUAAGGGAAACUUACCCUCUUCUCUUGUAGCACCAUCCAGCCUCAGGGUCUUGGAAGAAUGUGAAUAGAGGAGGAGAGACUAGAGGAAAGGAGUAGACAGGGAUGGGUCUGUGAAGAGCAGAGGCAGCAGGGAGGGUUUUUGACAGAUCCCACUGAGACUUAAGCACUGGUGGGAGGAAAAGUGGAAGCAAGAUUGCCCAGAAACGGGUGAUGAGGUGCAGCGAGGCACUGGGUGGGGCGGGGUGGACAAGCACUGUCUAGCAUCAUCCACACCCUGGUGAGGAAGGAACUCCAGCAGAAGUUCUACUCUGGGGCCCCCACAGGUUGCCCAAUAUAUUAUGCUUGAGGCCACCUUACUAGGGAGAAAGGGCAGCUAAGUGGGGGCCCUAUAAGUAGGCUGCUAAAUGUCCUGGAAGGGUGGUGGGAUGGAAAGAGCCCUAGCAUGAGAGAGCCUGUUGUGUGCCCCACAGUCUACCUGCACAGAGCGCCUCUGUUGGCAGGAGGUGCUGAGGCCCCCUCCCUGUGUACUGAGAAGCUGUGUUUGCCAAUAUAGUUGCUUUCAAUUCCAAGAGGAGCUCUGGGAAAACCUGUGGAUAAAACCAAAUGCCAAAUGUUGGACAUUGUUUCCUUUUCCUUUUCUCUCUGAUUGUUUUAAUUGUUCUGUAGUGGUUUUAAUGGAUUUGAGACCCUGGAGCGGCAGCUGCCUUUCUGAUUUCCAGCUGCUUUUUGUGAAUAAUUUAAAAAGAAAAAAAAAAGAAACUUUACAUUUUGGAGACAAACCUGUGUGAGUUUUUUAUUGGUACAAACGUUGUAUUUAACACUAGGGGUUUUGUACAGUUUUUUGCCUUUUCUACUAGAAAACAAUGUAAAGUGAUUUCACAAUGUGAAGAGAAAAAAUUGCCACUAUGACCAAACGCACAGUCUGUUCUGCAGCAACAACGGGAUUCAAUCAACUCAAAGUCGUGAUUCAGCCGUAGAAAUGCUUUUCCUUGACCUUGUUUGAGCUUUUCCUUUUUUCCUGUUUGAAUUACAAAAGAUGUCUUUUUUUUGUGUGUGAACUUGUGUUGUACUCUGUAGAAAAUUAUGGAUUUUGCUUUAAUGGUUUAAAAAAAAAAAAAGGGCAAGAAGAGCCCUUGUCGCUUUUCUUACCUAAUCACAGUUUGUGUAGUGGAUUAAAAAAGAAAAAAAAAAGUUGUUAAAAGUUUGGAGCAAGGGAGUAUGUGUUUAAAAGGACUCUCCUUUUUUUGUGUGUUUCUCCUUUUGUCCCAAUGGGGAACCUUAAUCUGUUUUAAUUGCACAGACACACAGACAAAAAGUCAUUUUGUAUCUGCCAAGUGUGGUACCUUCCUUUGUUUAUUUGCUAUUAAACUGUUUGAGAAGAA